AUGAUGCUAAGGAUUAAGAGGGUUCCUACUGUGGUUUCCAACUACCAAAAGGAAGAGGCGGAGGACGUUGGGGCUCGCCAAGCGACUGGCUGUGGACGCAAUUGCCUCAGGAGCUGCUGCCUUCCAGGUUCGAAGCUGCCAUUGUAUGCCUUUAAGAAGGCGGAUGAGGUUGUUAGUGGAAAGAGUCUUGUUAGAACCGUGAAAAAUGAAGCUCCAAUGGACUUUCUGAAUUCUCUUCUUCUCGGGGAGUGGGAGGAUCGCAUGAAGAGAGGACUCUUUCGCUAUGAUGUCACUGCUUGCGAAACCAAGGUAAUUCCUGGGGAGUAUGGAUUUAUUGCGCAGCUGAAUGAGGGCAGACAUCUCAAGAAGAGGCCAACAGAGUUUCGUGUCGACAAGGUCCUUCAGCCCUUUGAUGAGAACAAGUUCAACUUCACUAAAGUCGGGCAAGAGGAGGUCCUGUUUCAGUUUGAGGCCAGUGAAGAUGACCAAGUUCACUUCUUUCCAAAUGCGCCCAUUGAUACAGAGAGUUCGCCUAGCGUUGUUGCCAUUAAUGUUAGUCCAAUUGAAUACGGACAUGUGUUGCUUGUUCCUCAAAUUCUCGAGCGCUUACCACAGCGGAUUGAUCGAGACAGCUUCUUGCUGGCUCUCCAGAUGGCUAAAGAAGCUGGGAAUCCCUACUUCCGAUUGGGUUACAACAGCUUGGGUGCUUUUGCCACCAUCAAUCACCUUCACUUUCAAGCUUACUACUUAGCAGCACCUUUCCCCAUUGAGAGGGCCCCUUCCAAGAAGAUAACCACCACGGGUGGUGGGGUCAGAAUUUCUGAUAUUCUCAAUUAUCCAGUCAGAGGUCUGGUUUUCGAGGGUGGAAAUUCUCUACAAGAUCUGUCCAAUGUUGUCUCGGAUUCUUGCAUUUGCCUGCAGGAGAACAACAUACCCUACAAUGUGCUCAUUGCUGAUUCUGGCAAACGAAUUUUCCUCUUCCCACAGUGCUAUGCAGAAAAACAAGCCCUAGGGGAAGUGAGCCCUGAGUUACUCGACACUCAAGUCAAUCCAGCAGUUUGGGAGAUUAGUGGACACAUGGUACUGAAACGAAAGGAGGAUUAUGAAGGGGCGUCUGAGGAAAAUGCAUGGAAGCUCCUAGCUGAGGUUUCAUUGUCCGAGGAGAGGCUCGAAGAAGUGAAGGAGCUUAUAUUUGAAGUCAUUUGCUGCAAAGUGAAGGAGGAAAUUGUUGGUCCUACUACUAUGGAGGAGGAUCCAGAUGGGACGUCUGAGUCUCGUGAAGACUUAGAUGCCCUCAAGGGCCUCCAGCCAGCCUUGGUGCCUGUGUAG
Molecule: messenger RNA, 1329 nt
Organism: Striga hermonthica
Lineage: Eukaryota; Viridiplantae; Streptophyta; Magnoliopsida; Lamiales; Orobanchaceae
Source: the annotation of a GenBank genome assembly